AUGUUGGUGCGAGAAUUUAUUGUGAAUGUGACUACAAAUUGCACUGUGUCUGGGCAUCCUGAUUUCAGGAAAGUUUUUGUGCGUGGUAGGUGUGUACAUUUUUCACCUGAGAUCAUUAAUCAGUAUUUGGGAAGGAGCACUAUUGCUACAGGAAAUGAAGAGCUGUCCUUGAGUGUUAUCACUAAUGAACUCACGGCUGGUCAGGUUAUGGAAUGGCCUGUCAAAGGCUUGUUGUCUUCUACUCAUUUGAGUGUAAAGUAUGCUAUCUUGAAUCGCAUUGGUGCUGCAAAUUGGGCUCCUACCACCCACAACUCAGAUAUUUCUUCAGGUUUGGCAAAAUUAAUUUAUCUGAUUGGUACUAAGGCUCAGUUUGAUUUUGGUGAAUAUGUCUUUGCUCAAACUAUGAAGCAUGCUGACACCUUUGCUGUCAAGCUCCCUAUUGGGUUUCCGUGUUUACUUUGUGGGAUUAUCUUGAGUCAACAUCCUCAAAUUCUCCUUGUUGAUGAGGUUCCUAGCAAGAAGGCUAGUCUUCUCACUAUUGAUUACAGGCUGCUAGCUGGUGCCCAUGUUUCUGAUGUUGCUGGUUUGGCUGAGAUGACUCAGGGGGAGGGUACUUCCUCUCAGAAGACUCCUGAGACUCCUAUUGCUGCGCUUAUUGCGGUGUCUAAGAUGCUUCAGGACACAAUUACUAGUUGUACAUUGAGGAAGAAGAAUGUGGACACUCUCAUUCUACAGUUGACUAAAGGCAAGAGGCCUCUUGACGACAAUGCUGCUGCUAAUGAUCAAGAUGAUGCUGGUACUUCUGAUGAUGACACUAAUGCUAGUGAUUAG
This is a messenger RNA of Lotus japonicus, 831 nucleotides long. RefSeq lists its product as uncharacterized. The transcript has a single exon. Lineage: Eukaryota; Viridiplantae; Streptophyta; Magnoliopsida; Fabales; Fabaceae. The coding region runs from base 1 to 831 and encodes 276 amino acids. The record is from RefSeq and is a predicted model, not a curated record.